This is a messenger RNA of Oncorhynchus keta (chum salmon), 972 nucleotides long. RefSeq names its product zinc finger protein 696-like. Gene Ontology annotation, biological process: regulation of immune system process; regulation of cytokine production; negative regulation of transcription by RNA polymerase II. The coding region runs from base 199 to 972 and encodes 257 amino acids. NCBI's taxonomy places the organism in Eukaryota, Metazoa, Chordata, Actinopteri, Salmoniformes, Salmonidae. The record is from RefSeq and is a predicted model, not a curated record. The transcript is spliced from 6 exons.
GAGGAGGAGGAUGGAGAGGAGGAGAUUGGGGACAGAGAGGAGGAGGACGGAGAGGAGGAGGUUGGGGACAGAGAGGAGGAGGAUGGGGACAGGACCAACCCAGAAACAGGAGAGGGUGCCAGCUCAGACAAAGAGAGACCGUUCCUCUGCUCCCAGUGUGGUAAGCGGUUCACUGCACCAAGCAGCCUGAAGACUCACAUGCAGAGACACAGCGGAGAGAAACCCCACCAGUGCUCCUUCUGUGGGAAGCGCUCUACGAUCCACAGACCUGAAGAGACACCAGAUGAUCCACAAAGCAGUCACCUCGGACAGACCGUACCGCUGUUCGGAGUGCGGCAAGACGUUCACCUCGCCCACCAGCCUGAGGAUCCACCUGAAGAUCCACAGCGAAGACAAACCCCACCAGUGUUCCGUCUGCGGGAAGCGUUUCCUGUGGCUGUGUGUUCUGAAGAGACACCAGGUGGGGCACAAAGGAGAGAGCGCCACCUCGGACCCAGACAGCCCAGGGGAUCCCGAACAGGGGCAGAAGCCGUACCCGGACCUAAAAGACUGUACCUCUGCUCAGAGUGUGGCAAGAGGUUCACCACAGCGCCUUUACUAAAGUCUCACAUGAAGUCUCACAGUGGGAGAUACACCACCAGUGCUCCGGUCUGUGGGAAGUGUUUCCUGCUGUUCCAGGACCUCAAGAGACACCAGGAGAUCCACAAAGGGGGCAACAACUCUGACGCAGACAGUCCAGGGGAAGCAGAUCCGGAGAGACCGUUCCCCUGCUCUGUGUGUGGUAAGAGGUUCACCGCAGCCUUCAGGCUUAAGGCACACAUGAAGAUCCACAGCGGAGAGAAACCCCACCAGUGCUCCGUCUGUGGCAAGGCCUUCCUUCGACCCUACGACCUUAAAAGACAUCUGGUGACCCAUAAAGGAGAGGGCACCAGCUCUGACCCUGACAGUCCAGGGAUCCUGACCAGGAGUUGA